Molecule: messenger RNA, 5985 nt
Organism: Leucoraja erinaceus (little skate)
Lineage: Eukaryota; Metazoa; Chordata; Chondrichthyes; Rajiformes; Rajidae
Gene: col6a2
Product: collagen, type VI, alpha 2
Exons: 29
Coding region: 310-3393 (1027 amino acids)
Source: RefSeq, a predicted model, not a curated record
CAUUUUGGGAAGGUCGAGUUCUCCUUUGCAAGCCAGCUAGGCUGAUGAGUGAAACUUUUUAACGUCCUCCCAGUUUAGAGACGCCCAACUCUAAGCUGGUUGCAUUCCUCUUCGCUUAGAAAAAGAAUCCCCCAAAAAACUUCACGCUUCCCACUUGUUUCGUUUGUUGGUGGGUCAUGUAAAAUCAAAAUCCUCAGGACCAAGUUUGAAGAGGAACAGUCGCUUUUUGAAGAUUUCGUCGUCUUUUGAGAGAAGGAUCAGCAAACUAUUGGCAGGUAGUAAACUACUUUAUGUGCAUAGUCGCUGAAGAUGUUGCCAACAUUCCUGGCAUUGCUGCUGAUCGGCCAGGGGUUCAUUGGACAUUCCAGCGGUCAAUUUGAAGUGCAGCCCUCCCCCAGCUCCAUGGGAUGUACAGGGAUCCAGGACUGCCCCAUCGUUGUAUACUUUGUCCUCGACACCUCGGAGAGUGUCGCCAUACCGAGCCGUGUGUACGGCGAUCUGGUGGACAGCAGCAAAAUCUUCACCAAGAACUUUGUAGAGAGGGCGAUAGAUGAAGACUUUAAUGACCGGGUGAAGUUUACCUGGGAGUUUGGAGGCUUACACUUCUCUGACAGGGUGGUAAUAUUCAGUAACAUAACCGCCAACAGAAAUGACUUCCUGGCGGAUCUGGACAAAAUUGAAUACAUCGGCCGUGGCACUCACACGGACUGUGCCCUCAAAGCGAUGACGGACAACAUAAAGCAGCACACCUCGUACGACAACGCCAUCCGCUUUGCCAUCGUCAUCACCGACGGUCACGUGACCCGCAACGACUGCGGCGGCAUGCAGCAGAUGGCCGAGGCAGCCAGGGACGCCAACAUCAGGGUGUUUGCCGUCACCACCGACGACCUCCAGAACGAGAUAGGUCUCCAGUACGAGCAUGCCCUCAAGACCAUUGCCAAUUUACCCCAUGAGUUGUAUCGGAGUGACUACGCCGUUGCUUCUGCCACCAAUGAGGAGCUACCCAGCAGAACAAUCGAUCGAAUCUAUGAUGUUAUGCGAAGAGAGGCCUUCCUCAAGUGUUACAAGAUGAAGUGCCUGACAUUUACAGGAUCCUCUGGACUGAAGGGAUUCAAAGGAAGGAAGGGAGAAAAGGGUACGACUGGUGCUGUCGGUGACCCAGGUGACUCUGGGCGGCCGGGUGAUCCUGGUAUUGAAGGACCCAUCGGCUUCCCUGGUCCCAAGGGUUAUCCAGGAAUGUUUGGAGAAAAGGGUGAAAUGGGAUCUGAUGGAAAGAAGGGGAAUGCUGGAUUACCAGGUCGGGAUGGCAUUGAUGGGCAGAAGGGAAAGCUGGGACGUGUUGGACCUCCAGGAUGCAAAGGAGAUUCCGGUGAACCGGGUCAACCUGGUUACUCAGGAGAAGCUGGUGACAGAGGAUUUGCUGGUGAUCCUGGAACUGAGGGAGAUAUUGGGCGCCCAGGAAGAAGUGGACCUCCGGGACCUCCAGGAGACAAAGGUUCCCGGGGACCGCUGGGACCUUCUGGACGUUCAGGAGCCAUGGGUCCAAAGGGAGUUCCGGGAGUCAAUGGAAAACCUGGCCCUAAAGGAGAUGAGGGCCGUAGAGGUGACAUUGGACCCAAAGGAAAGCUUGGACAAAAAGGGGACAUCGGAGAUAAGGGCGACUUUGGAAUUGAAGGUGUGCGUGGAUUGGCAGGUGAAAGCGGACUGAAAGGAGCGAAGGGAGACAUUGGCCUUCCAGGACCAAGAGGAACCCCAGGCCCAUCUGGAGGACCAGGCUUGAAUGGAUCGCGAGGAGACCCAGGUGAAGUCGGACCAAGGGGUGACUCAGGACCUCCCGGCCCCCAGGGCGACAAAGGAAGGCAAGGAUUCAGUUUCGCAGGGCCCAGAGGAGAACAGGGCGAUGAAGGAGUGGUUGGAACUGAUGGCUACACGGGUAACAAAGGAGAAAUGGGACGCAAAGGACAACAAGGAACAAAAGGGGUCCCUGGUGAAGAGGGUGACCCUGGACCGACUGGUGAGCCCGGAAACAGAGGGAAACCAGGAGACCCAGGACAAGAUGGCUCUCAUGGACCUCCUGGCGACGCAGGUUUAACAGACUGUGAUGUGAUGACAUAUGUCAGGGAGACGUGUGGAUGCUGUGACUGUGAGAAGCAGUGUGGACCGCUGGAUAUUGUUUUUGUUAUUGACAGUUCAGAGAGUAUUGGACUGACCAACUUCACCCUGGAGAAGAAUUUUGUCAUCAACACCGUAAGCCGCUUGGGCGCAAUGGCCACGGACCCUAAUGCUAAGACAGGAGCUCGUGUUGGCGUUGUUCAGUACAGUCACGAAGGAACGUUCGAGAAAGUGCUUCUGAGCGACCCAAAGAUCAACUCCCUCUCGGCAUUCAAGGAGGCAGUCAAGAGGCUGGAGUGGAUUGCAGGUGGGACGUGGACCCCAUCCGCCCUCAAGUAUGCCUAUGACAUGUUGAUUCAGGCCAACAAGCGCGAGAAGGCAAAGGUCUUUGCCGUGGUGAUCACCGAUGGGCGAUCUGACCCGCGGGACGAUGACACGCUGCUCAACUCGCUCUGCAAGGACAACAUCAUCGUCAACGCCAUCGGCAUUGGCGACAUGUUCAAAAGGGACCAGGACCCCGAGACCCUGCGGUCCAUCGCCUGCGGGAAGCCCGGACGCGUGCAGAAGAUGAACCUCUUUGCCGACCUGGUGGCUGAGGAGUUCAUCGACCAUAUGGAGGAUCUAUUAUGCCCCGACCCUGAGAUCAUCUGCCCUGAUCUCCCAUGUAAAGCAGAGUUGGCCGUGGCAGCGUGCACAGAGCGGCCGGUGGAGCUGGUCUUCAUGAUCGACGGCUCGGAGCGGAUGGGUGAAAACAACUUCCGACAUGUGCGGGAGUUUGUACACAAGGUGGCCACCACCCUGCCCCUGGCUGCAAACGACGAUGACACCAAGAGGGCCCGCAUAGCCAUGGUGCAGUACGGCAGCGAGUCCGAGCAGCAGCUCGUAUUUGGCUUCAGCCACAACAAGACCGACAUCCUGGACUCCUUGACUGCCAUGAAGUACCUGGACUCGGCCUCCAACGUGGGCUCCGCCAUCAUCUACGGCAUCCACACCCUGGUUGGCAAGCCCGGCUCUGGCCCUCAGGCCACCCGGCUAGGGGCUGAGCUCUCCUUCCUCUUCAUAACGGACGGCACCAGCGGUAACAAGAGCCUGGGCGAGGCGGUGGACGCCAUGCGCAAGCACAACGUCGUGCCCACGGUGAUUGCUGUGGGUAAGGAUGUGGACAUGGAUGUCCUGCAGCAGAUAGGGUUAGGGGAGAGAGCUGCCAUAUUCCGGGCUGACGAUUACUCCCAUAUCCUGCAGCCCAGCUUCUUUGAGAGACUCUUAGUGUGGAUCUGUUAAGGACUUUAAAUUUGAUGCCCUACCCCACCCCCAGAAGGUUGGCGUAAGGUCUGAAUCCAAGUGCCUUUUUUUUAUAUAUUAGUUUUAUGUUAUUCAGGAAAAGAUAAAACAAGGUGCUUUCUUUUGUACUCAUCAAAGUAUUUUUUCAUCCUCACUUUCUCCUAUCAUUUUGUACAUUUCUUGCUCACCAAGCCUCAAGAUUGACUGGGGUUGCUAACUCUGAUUGAAUGUUUCCCUGGCAUUCUGGUCACACAAACCCACAUGCAGUGACCCUGUCUGCAGAAUCCUAUCGAUCACACGGUGCCCUUUGUAAUUUCUUUAUGCCCCAAUGGUAAAGCAAGUACCUAGCUCUUGACCCACUCGGACAAUACUUCAUCGUCAAACAUUUUCCUUCUACCAAAUAAUAAUAGAAUUUAUUCAGUUUACUUUACUUAAUUUUUAAAACAAAUAUGCCUUUGUUUUUUUUUUUUUUACUUCCACAGUAAAGUUUCACUUUCCCCAACAGGGUCACUUGCACAGAUACCUUGACCAUGGAGAUUUAAUGGGGAAAUCCUGGCGAUGCCAGGAUAAUCCUGGAGAUUCAUUAGGAACUUUCUGGUUAUUUCAGGAUAAUCCUGGAGAUUAAUAAAGAAAUUCCUGGAGAUGCCAGGGUUGUCUUGGAGAUUUAGUAGGAAAUCCCUAGAGAUGCUGGGACAAUCCUGAAGGGUGGGAAACGCUGCAUCUUGUUGGCAUUCUGAAUAUUCCUCUCCCCUUGUGCCUUGGCCGCUGACCUGGGCAGCUUGUUAUUUUUAAUGUUUUGUAACCUCUGUCACUGAACUUAACACUGUUGGCUUGAAUCUAAAAAAUUAGGGAACAUCGCUUGAUGGCAAGGUUUUGAGAUAAAGCUGAUCUUUGGAUCAAAGCAUCCUGUCCUUCCCACUGCCCACCAACAGGAAGGCAGCAAUGGGAAAAACCACGGCCAGAGAGCAGCGUCUGACUGUUGCCACACCUCUUCCGCACGUCCCAAACCUCUUGCUACACACUAGAUCCAAUCCCAGUGUUUUAUCCCACCAGCAUCACCCCACCCAAACUGUCUACUCUCAACAUAGAGUGCAGGACUGUGGCAAAGUACCUCACACUGUAACUGGAUACAUGGGUUACAGAGAAAUGCGGCUCAUUGAAACUGGGUACAAAGGUGCAAAGACUUCUGCAACUCUGGCUUCGGAAAAAUACUCCCCAUCCUUGGUUCUGUUUCCAGGUAACAUUGCACUGGUAACAUGCCACCUGCCCAUGUCAGUGUGAUCCCGGGCACUUAAAGCACCACUAUUUAAAUGAUGCAGUGGUUUAUAGCUGCCCAUUAACCAUAACCUACUGGUUAUUUUCAGAGCUGUUGACCUUGGUCCUCUGUUUAGUUUGGUGGAAACAAUUGUGCAAAUGGAUCAGUUCACACUUCAGAAUGAUACCACGAAUGUAAACACAAAUUGAAGUAAAUAGUUUGUUGAUGAGGUGCAGUUAUGUUUUGGGUAAAUAAACCCUCUUAACCUUCUCUAAGUGGGUCACUAUUUGGGCUCAAUACUGGACAGAGUUUGCACACAGCCAGAUGCAGAGUAUCAGUUGGUGAGAGCUGUAGGAUUCUAUAUAGUUGGGCCACAUUGUAACUGCAAUCCAAUAGAGAUGGCAAAAUGCACUUGCACAAAUACUUCUUCCGAAAUGGUGGGAAGAUUACAGAUAAAAUUAGAAGAAUGGAAUGGAGUCUCAAAUUGCAAUCAAUUGACAUGAUGCCACACAUUCCAGCUUUCUAAUGGUGCUAUUUAUACUGCUAUGGUAAUGUUGACUUCCAGUGGGGGUGUGAUGCGGGGUUAGGGAUGUUCUGUUCACCAGCAGGUGGUAGUAUUGUGCAGCUUGUAAUGAGAGGCCUGUUCCACUCAGGAAAUUAAUUUUCAGUUUGGAUAAAAACACUUAAGGAGAUGGAGGCAAUUCCAUUGAAUAAAAUGUACCCAAAUCAAUUGCAUCUCUCUGCGUCUUUGCAGUUGUUGGUACUUUUGGUGUGCGGAAAGUUAUGGUCUGGACCAAAGUGACUUGCCUUUGCUGAGCGCACAGCAUGUGAUGCAUUUGAAGCAAAAUCUUGCCGCACCAUCUCCUGCUUCUGUGCCUGGCCUAUCGCUGGCUCCGAUUACGGGAUGGUGGCAGGGUUGGGCGGGCUGAUGUUUACGACCUAGAUGUUGGACAAUGGGUUUGCACUCUCCCCACCACCAUCCCAAUCCUUUGUCACAAACACAGCUGGAGUGCUGGUGUGACAGGUCACUACUAAUAUUGGCUGUCCAGCACCUCUGUUCUCUGCCUUAGUGCCCAGCUCAUUGCCAGCACGGUGAGGCUCAUCAGAUCUGCCGGAUGAAGCAGACACCCUUUCACCCUUUGACAACAAGUGCUGGUGGGGUGUGCCUGUUUUCCACUGGAGAGCCGCAAAGCUUUGUAAUAUAUAUUUCCAGAUUUUUUUUGCAUUGAAAUAAUCAUCAGUCAUUCCACCGAUGUAUUUUCAUACAGUCUUCUGCAUCCAGAUUUGAAUAGUUCUGUACUGAAUACCAAAUAAAUAAAUGGAUUUUUCCAAAUAUA